Gopherus evgoodei (Goodes thornscrub tortoise) is the source of this 6844-nucleotide messenger RNA. RefSeq names its product nesprin-2-like. The record is from RefSeq and is a predicted model, not a curated record. The transcript has 12 exons. NCBI's taxonomy places the organism in Eukaryota, Metazoa, Chordata, Testudines, Testudinidae. Bases 4135 to 5859 code for a protein of 574 amino acids. Gene Ontology annotation, cellular component: nuclear envelope; membrane; meiotic nuclear membrane microtubule tethering complex.
UUGACCAGCAAAGGGUUUUGGUAAGAGAGGGCUGGGGAGUGAGAAAUAGCCAGCCCUUAUUUCUUAUGCUUCAACAGAUAAACUGCAUUUCAAUUUCUGGGGCACAGAAGAAGGGAGGGGGGAAGGUAAUUACAAUCCCUAGUUCUUAUCAGGGGUAGACCUCAGACUGCUUUACAAAGCAGGGCUGGAUGGGGAAACUGAGGCGCACAGCUGCAAAGUGGCUUGCUCACGUGACUCUGCCUGCCUCUGUAAUCGCCACCCAGUCAGAAUGGUUGAUACCACCUCUGAGAGCCUCCUGCCUGCCUGGCCAUUUCCUAGGAGCUCUUGGACCUUGUCUCCCACCCCCUACAACCUUCCCACGUUCUCUCUAAAAUAGGAACAGCCACAGAAUCGGGGUCAAAGUCCAGGGUCGGCAGGAUCCAGGAUUUCCUGCUGGAGUUUGCAAAGAGCAGGAAUUUCCAUGGACGUGGGGGCCAGGGUGGAUCAGAAAAUCCCAAGCGGUUCCACUUUAUUUUGUAUCUCUGUGGUGACUAGGGGCUCUGCCCUGCCAAGACAGUCCAGCCCUGGAGAGCUUUCAGCCUAACUAGACAAAAGGCAGAAGGAGAAACUAAGGCACGGUGAAAGGAAACAAGUGGCCUAAGGUCCUUGGCGGAGCCACACCUGGUUUUCAGUAGCCAACAGUGAGGAUGCUUUGGACUCCAUAGAAAUGCUGUGAGAUCAGGGGAUGUAGGAGGCUUCAGGAAGGUAAAAAGCUGGGGGUCCUGGCAGCCUUAUGUGCUGGGGAAGCUGCCUGCAGCACUGGCUGCAUACACAGGGGACUGGGAAGGGCUGAAGGUUGCCCUGAUUCUCAGCUGCCCCGAUCCUGCAUUCAAGGUACGUCUGGGGAGAGGUGGCUGUGGGUCUCCUCUUUGCAUCUUGCCCAGCCACAGCCCCCAUCUGCCCCUGUGGGGCAGAGAAUAGUCGGAGCGCAGUGUGCCCCAGCCAUGCCCCCAGUCUGCCCCCCUAUGGGCCAGCCACACCCCCAAUCCACCCCCCAUGGGCCAGCCACAGCCCUCAUCUGCUCCUGUGGGGCAGAGAAUAGCCGGAGCGCAGUGUGCCCCAACCAUGCCUCUGGUCUGGGCCCUAGGGGGCCAGCAAACAGCCACAGCCCAGUGUGCCCUGGCCAUACCCACAGAUCCAGCCCCUACAUCGGGCUGGGCACAAGACCUUUGCACUAACUCCAUGCCAACUGCAGGUGGGGGGGAUGGAUUUUCAGGGGGUUGUUUCCACCCCAGUGUGGCACAGGGAAGCCUCAGCAUGACUGAGAAUCAGGGCUCACUUCGGCCAUUGUUGGCUUCUUUGCAGGCUUACAGCCUCCCAUGGGGCUGGGGUUCAGAGUCGUCCCCGGGCGGGAUGGGGGGUGGACUCUGGAUCCUUCUGCAUUUUUUUUUUUAUUUUUUUUAUUAUUAUUUUUUGCUGCCUCUUCAAAGGUUUGGAGCCUGUUUGCAGAAUUCUUGGUCUGUUUGCUCAAGAUUUAAGGACUCCUCCAGCAGGUUCAUUUUCCAGAGGAUGGUAGUACCAUGGAGUGGGAAAGGCCCAUCCAGACAGGACAUGCAGGGUGAUACUGAAAGCAAUCCCAUGUCAUGUUUUAUUAUGGGGCAACGCAGGAGGGUAGUGGGUGGACCCGGAGAUGCUGGGCAUCAGGACUCCUUUCCCAGGUUCUUUUCCCAGUUAUCAGAGGACAGGGGUGUCAAGUGGUUAGAGCAGGGAGGCCUGGGAGUCAGGACUCCUGGAUUUGAUCCAUAACUCUGGCAGGGGAGUGGAAUCUAGUGGGUUAGUCAGGGACUGAGUACCAGGGCUAUAAACUGCCAAGCUUAUAGGGGCCGGGGCGCAGCUCUGUGAAAGAGCCCUUCUAAAGCGUUUAGCGUAAGGGGCAGCGAGGCAGGAGAGUGCUGGGUUCUAAUCCUGGCUUUGCCCCUGACUUUUUGUGCCCUUGACACGUGGCUGAAGCUCACAAGACGACGGGCACACGCCCCCCGAUUAAGGUGCCUGGAUGUCAUCCAUCCGCGUAAUCUGUCCAUAUGCCCCUCCACUGUUCCCUUAGCCGGCCGUGCAAUGCUGGGCAAGGGGGAAUCUUUUCCUGCGCCUCUUAGCGCUCGCCCAGUACCCCAAGGCCAGGCUCCAGCUCGCCAACGAAGCAGGUGGCCUGGAAACGGCUGAGCAACAAUCAAGGGCGGGGCGAGUUAUGGCCUCCUGAGGCAUAACAAACAAAUCACGCGUUGGUUGGCACAAAAGCAGCUAAGGAACAAACAAGGGAACGGGGAGGAGGGUGGUUGGCUCAGCCCAGGCUGGAGAAUUGGCCUGCUGGGUUUGGCUUUCGGUUCUGCUGGCUGGCAAAGGAGGAGGCAGAUGGAAGGCGGUUCCCGCGGGCAGCGGAUCUGCGUGGUCAGUUUUGUUUCGAGGCAGGCACUGUGGCAGGCAGGCAGUGCUGUAGGAGCGAGAUUUUUGAGCCAGUGGGGAGGUGGGGGCCACAGGCUGGAGUUUAGAGCUGGCACUGAUUGGGGGCUGGUGAGACCACUGCCUGUCCCACUGCCCAGCAGUCUCCCUGUGUCCCCCCUGGGCGGUCUGUCUCCACCUGUCUUGUACUCAGAUUGGCAACUAUCUAAGGAGUGGCCUUUUGUACUGCACCUAGCACAAUGGGGUCCUGGGGCAUUGCUAGCAUGCCCUCUGCCCUACCAUAAUACACCCAAUAGCCGUCAAAAUAUACCGUGUCUGGCACAAUGGGACCCCAGUCAAGGACUAGGAUGCCUAGAUGCUACCGUAAUGCACCUAAUAGGAUUGCAAAUGUACACAAUUGGGUCCUGGUCCAUGAUGGGGUGCCUAGGCACUACUGUAAUACACUUAAUAAUACUAGUGUUGCCCCUUUGGCCUGAGCCCCUUAGAUAAUAUUUGGGGACCUUGCAGGGUUAUUUCCAUUAGGAGGAAAAAAAUCAGUGGUCACCAGGUGUUUGUUUACAUAGAAUGUGCUGAAAGUCCCGUGUCCCUGAACAAAGUAGGCAGAAACAGCAGCAGGCAGCGUCCUCGCUCAGAAAUCCCCAUGUCUGCCCAUCCAGUGGUUCUGUGCCCAAGAAGCCUGUCCCUCUUCUACUUCUACGGGUCAUGCUCGUAAUUCUUGCUUCAAGACAUCAGUCAGUUGCUUGCAGGGUCAGGAAGGUUUUCCUCUCCCUUCCCCCCCCCGCCCCCCGAUGCACAGUUGUAAUCUGGGGGUGAAGAGGGCAGAUUUCACCUUCCUCUGAGGCAUCAGGGAUUGGCCACAGCUGGAGAUGAGACACUGGAUGGGAUGGACCAGCACUGGGGAUGUUUUUAGAUGCCUGGCUGGUGGGUCUUGCUGACAUGCUCAGGGUCCAAAUGAUGCCCAGAUUCAGGGCCAGGAAGGAAUUUCCCCCAGGUCAAAUUGGCAGGGACUCUCACUUAAUCAAUUUUCUGCCAUGGUGUGGGCCUCAGGCCCUGCUGGCCCCUGGGUCUCUGCUGGUCUCUGCCUACGGUUUGCAGUUUGAGCUCAGUCGAGUUCUGUGUCUGGGUGUUUGGGUGGAAUGGAAUGUCCUGUUGAGUGCUCUGCAGGAGGUCAGGCUCGAUGAUUUAAUGCUCCCUUCCAGCCUGAAAAACUGUUUUGCUGGCGCUCUGCCUCUGCCAGCCACGUCCUACAGCCCGUCUCCUCACCCGUGUGUUGGCAACCAUCAAUCCAUUCUUUGACUGAGUCUGCGGGUACCCCUGAUAGUCAGCAGCUGCCUUCACUACCUUAGGGGGCUUGGAGGACUCCUCUGGUUGGUCCUAAAGGAGGGUGCAGGCCAGGCCGCUUUGGCUUUAAUGAGAUCUCAGAUGGUCGUGGGAUGCAAGGCUCCACUUCUGGCUGACAGGGGGUCCCUUUCUGCAGACCAGCCGUAAUAGCACCAGGAGUGGUUCCAUGACACGAUCCCACAGCCGCUGAAACUAGACACGUUCAGACUGAAAAUAAGGCGUCGAUCUUUAUGACAGGAUUGGCCGGACCCGCUCCCAGUAGGGGCAGUCAUGCGCCCCCUGCCGAUGCCCAGGCUUUGUCCAGAUGCCCAGGCAUCCCCAAAACGCUCGCGGGGAUUGUGAAGGGGGGAGCCGGAGAUGCAGGGGGACAGCGUGGCCCAGAGCUUCAGCCUGGCUCUUCUGAAAUCUCAGAUGCUUUCCGUGUGCCGAGGAGAGCCGGCGCUGGAUGCGGCCAGCUGCAGCGUCUGCACAGCCUCCGUGGAGAAACGGAUCAGGACCGAGCAGGCCUGCCGGCUGCACGAGCGGGUCCUGGAUUCCCUGUCCCGCUUCCAGGACUGGCUGCGGGCGGCGGAGCUGUGGGCCGCCUCCCCCGCUUCCUCCCAGGUGCCCUUUGCUGUGGCCAAGGAGGAACUCAAAAAGUUCGAGGUGCUGCAAAGGCAGAUCCAGGAGAAGUUGCACCAUCUGGAGUCCUUAAACAGGCAGUACCGGCAGCUAGUUCAGGCAAAUGGCAUCAGUUUGCAGGGCUGGCUCCGGGCCGCGGUCCAGGAGAGCAACCAGCGCUGGGACAACCUCCAGAAACGAGCUGCUGCCAUCCUCAAGAGACUGAAGUAUUUUGUCAGCCAGCGGGAGGAGUUUGAGUGGGAGCGGGAGACCGUGCAGGUAUGGCUGACGGAGCUGGAUCUGCGGCUCACCGAUGUGGAACAUUUCUCUGGGGGCAGCUCGCUCGAGAAAAUGAUGGAGCUGCAGGAGUUCCAGGAGGCCGUGCGGUCUAACGCGGAGCGGCUCGACUGGCUGCUGGUGUCCGGCGAGCGGCUGAUCCAGAGGAGCGAGCCGCAGGAUGCCCAGAUCUUAGAGGAGGAGCUGCAGGAGCUGAGCUGCUACUGCCAGGAGGUCUUCUGGCGGGUGUCCCGCUUCCGCCGCCGGCUGGUCAGCAUGAGGCUGGUCUUUGAGGACGAGUGGCUGUCAGACCGAGACACCGAUGUGGGGUCUGACUGCUUCACAGACGUGUCCCCGGAGCCUGAGGGAGAAGCCAGGGGGCCCCCUCCUGCCGCUUGGAUCUACCAGUCCACCCCACACAAGGCUCUCUGCUGCCGGCGCCGCCAUCCGUUCGGGGCUGCCUGCGGGGGCAGCCUGGACCUGGAGUGGGACCCCUCGGUGGAUGUGGGUGGGUCCACAUCUCAUGACGAAGAGGAUUCAUCGUACUGCAGUGCCGUCACGGGUGUGGGCCAGUGGGAGGAGCCGGGCCGGAGGUGCAGCUGCCAGCUGGGCAUGCCCGCCAGCUGGCCGGCUGGAUGUGGGAGAGGCACCGGCCACGAGGACCUGAAUGCCGUUCCCUUUCGGGGGGAAACGCAGGCACAGCUGGGCUCCCAGGACGGGCCUUGUCUCUCCCUGGCAACCAGAAGGAAAGUGGAAAUUGUCUGGGCCAGUUCUGGGAAUGCCCCUCAGUGGGGCAGCCGGCAUCCCCAGGGCCUGGCACUGGGGGAUGAGGCCUGCCGCCAGAGAGAGACGGUGGGCUUUGACCCUGAGCGGAUUGAGAGCUGGCUGGGCCAGACCUGCGUGGAGCAGGGCAAGCCAGAAGCGAUGCAGCCCUGCAAGAGGAGUCAGGCUGGUCCCGGCUUUGAGGAUGUGGCCGUCGUCAUUGAGAAGGGGCCUAUGUUGCAGCCCUUGGCUUUCUCAGAUCAACCUCGAGUGGGCCCCAGGAUCCUGGUCGGAAUAAAGAGGCUGCUGCUCUCUGCAGCUGGGCUGCUCCUGCUGCUCCUCUUCCUGGCCGGCACCUCCCUUCUCUCCCACGUUGAAACGCCCUGCUACACCCGGUCCUUCCAUUUCAUGCUGAAGUACGUCAACGGGCCACCUCCUACGUAGGCGUGCUGGGAAAAUGCCAACGAGAGCCCACGGUUUCCCCAGUGCCGGGGGCAGCUCCAAGAGGUAGGGGGCCAUUUCCCACCAUUCAGUGCCGCCCUCGGGUGGAUUUUCCUUGGGCAUCUGCCAUGCCAGAUACCAACCUCCCAGCAUUCCCAGCUAUGCAAGGAGCCUGCCCAGGAAAGAAGCACUUUUGGAUCCUUCCAGAGACUUCGGAAGAAGCUUAUCAGUAGUUUGAGACACCCAGAGCUGACCCAGACGCUUACGGCAGAAAGGAACCUCAAGAAAUCAGCUGGUCCCACCACUGCACCGAUCAAGGACCCCUUGUGGUCGUUGUCCUCGUUCUGCCAGCCCAGCCCCUUGGCAGGUCCACCACUCCCCAGGGAAUGGGGCUAGUCGGAAAAUUCUCCAUCGCAGCUGUUCUUCAACGGCAAAUCAGGACUCAACCCAACAAAACCUCCUGGGGGAAGUGGCUGCUGCUUGUGGAAAGUUCUGACUUUUUGUUCAGAAUCAAAGAACCACCCAAAACUCAGAAUAUCUCAGUUCAGAAAUGCUACCCAGGUGCCUCAUGGGAGUUGUAGUUUGGGUGAUUCUUAGUCCCUUUAUUAUGGGCUGCUCUCCCCAGCCAGCCUACAUCUCCCAUGAUGUACUGACACCUAUCUCCAAGAGGCAAGACCAUGGAGCAUGAUGGUAGAUGUAGUCUGGCCAGAGAGCCUAGCCUAUAGACGAGAAUGGGGACAUGUGAGACCUGAACUACACCUCCCAUAAGACACCUGGACAGCAUGUAUUGGGUAACUGUCUUAGUCCCUUAGGGGACUGGAACUGUUGCCGCUGUAGCCUUGAAGAUAGAUCUAGUAACUGGUACCAGUGGCACUGUAUGAGAGGAUGGGGGGAAUCCAUAGCAAUAGGUGGUCCCUGGUGCACCCAGGCCCAUCCAAAUCUGUGUCUGUGUGAAUGCCAAGUUUAAGUAAAUGUGUUUUGAAGUGAA